AUGUCUCCACCAGUAACAACAACCACAUGCAAGCUGCUCGAAUUGCCGGCAGAACUUCGCAACAAGAUCUACAGAUACUCCAUCUGCGAGAAGGAUGGCAUUGAGGUUCCACGGACCGGUCGCGAACAGCCAGGACUUACUCGCACUUGCAAGCAGAUUCGAAAGGAAGCGACCGCCAUCUACUAUCUCGAGAACAUCUUCCUGGUCGAUGCGCCUGGCUUUGAUCGCUACACUUGUGAGCGCAUCGAGAGACAAGCUCGAGCACAUGUGAACAUCGGCAAGCUCGACUUUCUCAUCGACACUGAGGCUUACAGCUACUCUUGGUCCGAGCUUGUCAAGUGGCUUAAGCUCUACCACGAUGGAGAAUCUGACAUGUGGCGUCUCGAUGGCGAGGAUCUAGACGAUCCAUACUACAUUGCUGCCAAGGCGGCGGAGAUGGUCGAGAAGUUGAAAGGGAAGAUGGGAUGGGAUGACAUUGCGGACGUUUUGGGUUCGUAUAAGGAGGGGACGAUGCAUCUUAUGAAAUGGGUCGAGUAA
This is a messenger RNA of Fulvia fulva, 537 nucleotides long. RefSeq lists its product as uncharacterized. The coding region runs from base 1 to 537 and encodes 178 amino acids. The record is from RefSeq and is a predicted model, not a curated record. The transcript has a single exon. Lineage: Eukaryota; Fungi; Ascomycota; Dothideomycetes; Mycosphaerellales; Mycosphaerellaceae.